GGCUGCUAUCCGUCGCGAGUGGUGAGUUUACGUCACAUCUGCCAUGACAGCACAAAAGGUACAACAUACUGACGCACGGCCAGGUCCGAUCUAACCCUCGUCGAGCGUCAGGACUACACCAGCGCCGUCCAAUGCCUCAUGAACAAGCCGGCCAAGACCCCAGCCAACGUGGCGUCCGGUGCAAAGAGUCGCUACGAUGACUUUGUCGCGACACACAUCCAGCAGACCGGCUCCAUCCACAACACCGCCAACUUCCUCACCUGGCACCGUUACUACACCUGGGCCUACGAGACAGCCCUCCGUGACGAGUGUGGUUACAAGGGCUUCCAGCCUUAUUGGAACUGGGAUCGCUACGCCGACGAUCCGGUGAAUUCACCACUUUUCAACGGCAACGCAUCCAGCAUCGGAGGCAACUCUGUCAAUGGGGACUGUGCCGAAACCGGUCCUUUUGAGAAAUUGACCGUCAACCUCGGACCGGGCUCUUCUCUCAACUACAACCCCCGAUGCCUGACGCGCGCUGUCAGCCGCGACAACGCCCAGCAAUGCACGGCCGACAAGACCUUCAACCUCAUCUCACAGAGCUCUACCAUUGCCAGCUUCCAGGAAACAAUGCAGACACCCUGGGGUGUCCACGCCGGCGGCCACUUUACUAUCGGCGGCGACCCUGGAGGUGAUCUCUUUGUGUCCCCCGGUGAUCCCGCCUUCUUCCUCCACCAUGCCAUGGUCGACCGCGUCUACUGGCUCUGGCAGCUCCAGGACCUGGACACUCGCCUGUCAGCUGUCGCAGGAAGCGUCACCGGCAGCAGCAGGCAGGGCUCUCUCGACGAUGACGUGAACUUGGGCUAUUCAGGCCCCGGCGUGACUCUCGGCUCUUUGCUCGACACAAUGGGUGGCAAAGAUGGUGCUUUCUGCUACUUUUACAUGUAGAGAUGGGAUGGGAUGCGCAAGGCAAUAUGAGGGUUGAGUGAUGACUGGCGAUGAAAGGGAUAUCAAGUAAUGCCGUAAUAUUUAGUAUAAGGAGAUGCAUGUGCGCCCGCGCCUACCUCCGAAUAUAUUCACAGAAGUGUGUACAGUACAUCGAGUGACUAAAGCCAAGUCGGACAUAUGUCGUGGAUGGACUCAAUGUCAGGGAGAGAUAUUUGGUGAGUCAGAUUAGAGGCUACCCUACUUGCAGCUUGUCGUCAUGCU
Emericellopsis atlantica is the source of this 1188-nucleotide messenger RNA. RefSeq lists its product as uncharacterized. Lineage: Eukaryota; Fungi; Ascomycota; Sordariomycetes; Hypocreales; Bionectriaceae. The record is from RefSeq and is a predicted model, not a curated record. Bases 139 to 927 code for a protein of 262 amino acids. Gene Ontology annotation, molecular function: oxidoreductase activity. The transcript is spliced from 5 exons.